ACACACUCUCACCCCACUCCCAAAAGCAGAAUAAAAGCCCACUCGCAUGCCUCUCCCUCUCUCCCUCUCACUCUCUUGCUUUGCCACUGCCACCCCUCUCCUCUGCCCCUCCAUUUUCACCUCCAUCUCUCAACUCUCUGUAUUAAAUUACUUGGUAACAAAAACAGAGCAAAACCCUUAAAAUACCAAAAAGGACAAAAACAAAAACAAGAAAGAAAGAAAGUAAAAACCCAUCCCAAAGACAAAAGAAGAAGAAAAAAACAUAAAACACCAUUAAAACAAAGAUGAAGUACAGACUGAGAAUCUAACCACCCCCUUCUCUUUCUCUUCCAAGUCCAUACCACAAUGGACUUAAUUUGAGAAACCAAGAAAAACCCACCAUUUUCCCCCCUCUUGUUUUGUCUUUAAUGGCGGCUCCAAGUGGGUUAAGUCCAGAACCACCACAACCACCAACAAGUACAGAAGUAUGUCAAUGGCUAAAGAACUUACCUUUAGCACCUGAAUACCGUCCAACACAAGCUGAAUUCCAAGAUCCAAUUGCUUACAUUUUCAAAAUUGAAAAAGAAGCUUCUCAAUAUGGAAUCUGCAAAAUUAUCCCUCCUGUCUUACCCUCUGCUAAAAAAACCACUCUUUCCAACCUCAACCGCUCUCUCUCCGCCCGUAACGGUGACUCUUCUGCCCCCACAUUCACCACACGGCAGCAGCAGAUCGGAUUCUGCCCCAGGAAACCUCGCCCUGUUCAAAAACCAGUGUGGCAGAGCGGUGAGACCUACACAUUUCAAGAAUUUGAAACCAAGGCUAAAAGCUUUGAGAAGAAUUAUUUGAAGAAGUUCUCUAAGAAGGGAGGUCUUUCUCCAUUAGAAAUUGAAAACCUUUAUUGGAAAGCUACUUUAGAUAAGCCUUUUGCUGUAGAAUAUGCUAAUGAUAUGCCUGGUUCUGCGUUUUCGCCGAGGAAAAAGGAGGGACAAGGAGGGGUUGUUGGGGAGGGAAUGUAUGUGGGGGAAACUGAGUGGAAUAUGAGGAGUGUUUCAAGGGCUAAAGGGUCCCUGUUGAGGUUUAUGAAGGAGGAAAUACCAGGGGUUACUUCGCCUAUGGUUUAUAUUGGGAUGAUAUUUAGUUGGUUUGCUUGGCAUGUUGAGGAUCAUGAUUUGCAUAGCUUGAAUUAUAUGCAUAUGGGUGCUGGGAAGACUUGGUAUGGUGUGCCUAGAGAGGCUGCUGUCGCAUUUGAGGAAGUUGUUAGGGUUCAUGGGUAUGGUGGAGAGAAUAAUCCUCUUGUUACAUUUGCUGUUCUCGGUGAGAAGACGACAGUAAUGUCACCUGAAGUAUUUAUCAGUGCAGGUGUACCAUGCUGCAGGUUAGUUCAAAAUGCCGGGGAGUUUGUGGUCACUUUCCCAAGAGCCUAUCAUUCAGGGUUCAGUCAUGGAUUCAACUGUGGGGAGGCAGCCAAUAUUGCUACACCUGAAUGGUUGACAGUUGCUAAAGAUGCUGCUAUUCGAAGAGCUUCAAUCAAUUACCCUCCUAUGGUGUCUCAUUUCCAGUUACUUUAUGAUCUUGCUCUUGAAUUUUGUACAAGAAUACCUGUGAACAUCAGUGCUAAACCACGGAGUUCAAGACUGAAAGAUAAGCAAAAGGGUGAAGGAGAAACACUGGUUAAAGAGCAAUUUGUGAAGAAUAUGAUGCAGAAUAAUGACCUGCUUCAUAUUCUUGGAAAAGGAUCUUCAGUGGUGCUUCUUCCACGAAGUUCUUCAGACAUUUCUGUUUGUUCAAACUUACGAGUUGGAUCCCAGCUAAGAGAUAACCCCACCCUUGGAUUAAGCAGCCAGAAGGAUUUUAUGAAAUCCUCAAAAAGCUCAGGUUCUGAUGACAUCUUGAUGGACGAGAACCAGGAAAUUAAUCAAGUGAAAGGCUUCUUUUCAGUGAAAGCGAAGUUUGCUUCUUUGUGUGAAAGGAAUAGGUUCUCCACAAUAAACGGAAAUGAAUGCACACAGAGUAUGAACAUGAGUACUGAAAGAGGUAGCCCCAUUCAUGGUGAUAAGCUGUCAGAUCAGAGACUGUUUUCAUGCGUCACAUGUGGAAUUUUGAGCUUUGAUUGUCUUGCCAUCAUUCAACCGAAAGAGGCAGCUUCUAGAUACCUCAUGUCAGCUGAUUGUAGUUUCUUUAAUGAUUGGGUCGUUGGUUCUGGAGUAACUAGGGAUGUUUUUACUGUUGCUGGUGGGAUUGCAAAUAUUCCUGAGCAGAAUUCCUCAAUGAGAUGGGUGAGAAAGAAUACCGUGGCUGGUUUAUAUGAUGUCCCUGUUCAAUCUCUUAAUUACCAAAUUCAGAUGGCAGAUCAAAGUGUUGAAGUGGCUUCCAGUUCUGCAAAACAGAUGGAGUCUUCUGCUCUUGGCCUAUUAGCUUUGAAUUAUGGAAAUUCGUCUGAUUCUGAGGAUGAUCAGGUUGAAGCAGGUCUAUCUUGCCAUGAUGAAACUAACUUCACAAACUGUUCAUUAGAAAGCAAAUAUCAGGGUCAGAGUUCUGCUUGCCCUUCUUACAAGCAGAAGUACUAUGAUGCUGAAACUGGUGGUCACCCUCUAUCUCCAUCAAAACAUGAUCAGCGGGGUGAUGUUCCUUUCAAAGCUAUUGAUAUGUAUCCAGAACAUGGAGAUAGGCCAGAUAAUUUCAAGGAUAGAAGUGAUGAUACUCUUGGAUGUUCUUUUGGAUUCCCAGCCAAUAACCCUGCUUGCAUUGAAUCAAAUGGUUUGGAUGGUAGAUACAGAGAUCCGGUUUCAAUACCACACAUGUCUUUAAAUUGUUCCCCAAUUGUCCAUGAUACUGAAAAAACAAAGUUUAACAGGCCUACUGUACCAAUAGAGAAUCCAGAUAUGCCAUUUACCCAAAGAUCUGAUAGAGACUCUUCGUGCUUGCACGUGUUCUGUCUUGAGCAUGCUGUAGAAAUAGAACAACAACUUCGUCAAAUCGGUGGAGUACAUAUAUUCCUUCUUUGCCAUCCAGAGUAUCCCAGGAUUGAAGCAGAAGCAAAGUCAGUGUCAGAAGAAUUGGGAAUUGAUCAUCUAUGGAAUGACAUUACUUUCAGAGAUGCUGCCAAAGAGGAUGAGGAGAGGAUCCAGUCAGCUUUGGAUACUGAGGAAGCCAUACCAGGGAAUGGGGACUGGGCUGUAAAGUUGGGGAUCAAUCUUUUUUACAGUGCCAACCUCAGCCGAUCUCCUCUUUAUAGUAAGCAGAUGCCAUACAAUUCAGUUAUAUACAAUGCCUUUGGUCGUGCUUCUCCAGUUAGUUCACCCCCAAAAUUUAAGGUUUAUGGAAGGAGAUCUGGGAAGCCAAAAAAAGUUGUGGCAGGGAAAUGGUGUGGAAAAGUUUGGAUGUCAAAUCAAGUUCAUCCCUUUCUAGUGAAAAGGGAUUUUGUAUAUCAAAAUCAAGAACAAGAACAAGAAAGAAGCUUCCAUGCUUUGGCCACUCCUGAUGAAAAGCUUGAGAAAAAACCACAAACCAUCCACAGAAAUGAAACCAGUAGAAAAUCUGGGAGGAAGAGGAAAAUAAUAGCAGGGAGCAGGACUGUUAAGAAAGUUAAGUGUCUGGAAGCAGAAGAAGCAGAUUCAGAAGACUCGGUGGGGGAUAAUUCUCAUAGGCAGCAUAUGAGAAUUCACAAUAGGAAAAACACUGAAGACAUUGAGAGAGAGAUUUCAUAUGAUCUAGUAGAGGAUAGCAAUCAGCAGCAUGGGAGCUACAGACGCAAAUGGGCCAAAUCUGUUGAGAGUGAUGAUGCAGUUUCAGAUGAUCCAUUAGCUGAACAUGUUCGUCAGCAGUAUAGGAGAAUGCGUAGAAGCAAGCAAGCCAAAUCUAUCAAGAGGGAAAAUACAGUUUCUUAUGCUUCAGUGGAGAACAAGUUUCGAAAGCAGCUUAGGAGAGUUCAUAGAAGCGACCAAGCCAAAUGUUCUGAGAGACGAUGUGUAGCUUCUGAUGACUCACUGGACGAUAACAGUGAUCAGUGGCAUGGGAGAGCUCCAAGAAGCACACUAGCAAAAUAUACUGAGAGGGAAGAUGCAAAUUCAGAUGAUUCACCAGAGGAGAGUUCUCGUUGGCAACAUGGGAGAGUUUCUAGGAGCAAACUUUUGAGAUAUGUCAAAAAGGAAAGUGCAAUUUCAGAUGAUUCAUUGGAGAAUGGCUUUAAACAGCACAACAAGAGGAUAUCAAGAGGCAAGCGAGCCCAGGUCAUUAAAAGGGAUGAUGUGGUUUCCGAUGAUUCAUUGGAUGAAAGUGCAUUUCAGCAGCUCCCGAGAUUUUCUAGGAUCAAGCUAGCCAAAUUAAUUGAGAGGGAAGAUGCAUUUUCAGAUGGUUCGUUGGAGGAAAAUAUCCAUCAGCAGCAUGGAAGGAUUCUUAGAAGCAAGCAAUCCAAAUUUGUUGAAAGGGAAGAUGCAAUUUCAGAUGAUUCUCUUGAGGACAGUACUCACUGGCAGCACAGAAGAAUUCCUAGAAGCAAAAUGGCCAAAUUUGUCGAGAGGGAAGAUGCAGCUUCAGAUGAUUUGCAGGAGGAUGAUGGUCAUCAGCAUCACAGAAGAAUUCCAAAACGCAAAAAGGCCAACUCUAUUGAGAGUGAAGAUGUAGUUUCUGAUGAUCUGUGGCAGAAUAAUAUUCAUCGGCACCUUAGGAAGACUCCUAGAGGCAAGCAACCCAAUAUAGUGGAGAGGGAAGAAGCUGUUUCAGAUGACUUACUGGAGAAUAGUUCUGAUCAGCAGGACAGGAUUAUUCUUCGAAGCAAGCAGAAGAAAUCUUCAAUGAAACAAGGGAUUCCUCGGCAACUGAAACAGAGUGCCCCUAAGAUGAUAAAAAAAGAGACCCCACAAUUAAUGAAACAAGAGAGACAAAUAAAGCCAGAAACUCCUCAGCUUCGGUUUGGUAAAAGUGAUAUGAAUGCUAGACAGUUUGAUUCACAUGCUGAAGAGGAGCGAGGUGGACCUUGCAUGCGCCUCAGGAAAAGACUCUCAAAGGCUCCAAAACAGUCGUUAACAAGGCUGAAAGAGAAGCAGAACAUCAAGAAAAAAGUGAAGGAUGCUACAGCAGUGAAGGCUCCAGCUGGGCGAAAGAAUGUUAAAAUGAAAGACGAGGAGGCAGAAUAUCAGUGUGACAUUGACGGGUGCAGAAUGAGUUUUGUAUCGAAACAGGAGCUUGCACUGCACAAAAGAAACAUUUGUCCAGUCAAGGGGUGUGGAAAGAAGUUUUUCUCGCACAAAUAUCUGGUGCAGCAUCGCCGAGUCCAUAUAGAUGACCGCCCUCUCAAGUGCCCUUGGAAGGGAUGCAAGAUGACAUUCAAGUGGGCAUGGGCCCGGACCGAACAUAUCAGGGUUCACACAGGUGCUCGUCCUUAUGUAUGUGCUGAGGAAGGCUGUGGCCAGACAUUCAGAUUUGUGUCAGAUUUCAGUCGUCACAAGCGGAAGACUGGUCAUUUGGCAAAGAAAGGCCGGGGGUAAUAUAAAAAACAAAUGUAAUUUAACAUUGCUAAUGAAUUUGUUCAAUUGACAGGGUAGGGCUAGGCUUAUUCGAUACGGAUUAGAGUUUCCCUGUAAUUGUCAUCCAGAGUAGCAAUUAAUUCUCUUCAGUAGGGGUUUAAUUGGCCCUUCCCAUUUACUGCAACCUGAGCAGUUGCUUGGAUGUUGAAACAAAUUAUUCUCCAAUGAUUUCCACAUGUUAGUUCUUGUUUCAA
Populus trichocarpa (black cottonwood) is the source of this 5698-nucleotide messenger RNA. Its product is annotated as lysine-specific demethylase REF6. Lineage: Eukaryota; Viridiplantae; Streptophyta; Magnoliopsida; Malpighiales; Salicaceae. The transcript is spliced from 7 exons. Gene Ontology annotation, molecular function: histone H3K4me/H3K4me2/H3K4me3 demethylase activity. The record is from RefSeq and is a predicted model, not a curated record. Gene Ontology annotation, cellular component: nucleus. Gene Ontology annotation, biological process: chromatin remodeling. The coding region runs from base 408 to 5465 and encodes 1685 amino acids.